This is a messenger RNA of Cuscuta campestris, 1118 nucleotides long. The record is from the annotation of a GenBank genome assembly. NCBI's taxonomy places the organism in Eukaryota, Viridiplantae, Streptophyta, Magnoliopsida, Solanales, Convolvulaceae.
AAGAGUCGAAACCUUAAUUUCUCCGAACAUUUUACAUACUCCGCCGUAUAACAAUAAUAACAAUAAGCUUUUUACAUACGGAGUAUCUAGUUGAACCUCCAUAUAUUAUAUUAAAUUCUACCAUGCCCCCCAUAGUUUACCAUACUACCACUAAUAAUGAUAAUCAGCUGCACUCAUGCAACGCCGCCGCAAGUGGGAGGCUGAGGGCGGCCCAAUCUCCCUUGCCGCCAGGUCGAAACUCCGACGAACAUGGUGGAGAUUCGCCCAUUUCCCUCCAGAGCCAGCUAUCUCCGUUCGACGCGGCGGUGGAGAUUCACCCUCCGCCUCGGAAGCCUUCGCUCCGCAAAAUGACCGAGCAGAGCCUGGCCAUGUGCACCGAGAUUCUCGGGAGUGAAACCGGGGCCGACAUCUUUGAAAGCGACGAGCUUUACUCUCUCGUCGUUUCCACGGACAGGACGGCCCCGGGUCCACAUAAACAAGCGGACGAAUCGUUCAAUUCGUCCGGCUCGAGAGGGAAUAAUAAUAGUAGUAAGAAAAAGUGUUACUCAUCAAGAGGCGAUCGCAACAACUUUCCGCCUCCACUGACGACGAUGCGGGGCCCGGCUUGCCGCCGGCUCACAUGUCGGCGUGAAGGCGGAAGGCUGGUGGUCGCGGCGGCCGACGUCCUCUCGAGGCAAUCUUUCCGGCAGGUGGAGGCGAGCAGCGGCCGCCUCAAGAUAUUUUUUUACACAAACGAGGGGAAUACGAGUAAUUGUUCCGGCGACAAUAAUAAAUACGACGGCGGGGAUAGAGAUAGUGAAGCAGCCGCCGCCGGAACAGUAGGAGAAGAGAUUAUGACGGAGGAAGAAGACGGUGAGAGUGAAGCGGAGGAGAGUGGGAUAUUGGGUGUUGAUCAGGUGGAAAUGGGAAUGAAGAAAUGUGUGGCGGCGGCGGCGGCCGCGGCGGGGCGGAGUUGCAAGGAAGGCGGACAAGGCAUUUCCGAAAUUUUCGGGAUCCCUGUCCACAAUUCAAAAUUAUGUCUCUAUAGUUAGAUUUUUUAGAUUCGUUUUUUAAUUGUUAUGUUCUAAAAAAAUUACGUUAACCUUUUUUUAAUUAGGUAAUGAAUAUUAUGUGACUAC